AUGAUUCCUAGUCAUGUUCUCAUCCUUGGAGCUCCCCUUAGUGGGAAGUUGCGAGUUUGUAACUUAUUAACGGAUCUUGAAGAAGUUGAAAUUCCAGCCGACCUGCACAGUGGUGUGAUCAUACCGACAACUAUAUCCACCAAAUACUAUUCUGUAGAGCUUAAAAUAUUGGUUGACGAGUACCCUGAGACACGUGGAGAAGAGGUGGAGAACUUGGAUAAGUCUCUUGAAAGUCUUCAAACAUGGAAGUCCGAGUUUAUAUCACCGGAAAUGGUUGAGUUGAGAGACGCUCUUGAUGGGCUAGUGUUCUGUGUUAACACUGAUGACGACAAUAUUUCAGAGAGUUAUCUUCAAGGCUGUUUGGACGAACUCGACCAGGUUCGUCAAUGUCUUGAAGGAGACGGUGGUGAAGUUUGGUCUGGAUUUUUUGCGGUGGUUGGAACCAAACCAAGUUUGGAAUUGGAGGAUCUUGCAAUCUCAAAUGGAUUCGAAUAUGUCACUCUUGAAGAACAUGGGAUCAAUGAAUUUAAAGAGAAAAUCGGUCGGGAUCGUAUAAUAGAGCUUUUUGAGUCUCACGAGUGGCUGCAUAUGGACAUGAAAAAUCCACAACAAGAAAUUGCCAGCAGCUCCGAUUAUACGACGCGCCAACACAACAAACUUGGCCAGAUGACACAAUCAUUACUCAAUGAGAAUGAAGAUGACGGAAAUAAUGAAUCACCAGUUGACCUCAGUGUGAUACUAGAAAAGCUCCAGAUUGCCAAGAGCGAGGUCGAAGGUAUGGAUGAUAAGGAAAAGGAAUUACAUGCUCAGAAGGUUAUAGAAGAAGUGAUGAACUAUUUAUAG
[Candida] anglica is the source of this 843-nucleotide messenger RNA. Lineage: Eukaryota; Fungi; Ascomycota; Pichiomycetes; Serinales; Debaryomycetaceae. The record is from the annotation of a GenBank genome assembly.